ACGUCACAACCUCAGGUGAUUAGGCCAACUUCAAGCCUUCCCACUCUUUUGGUUCUUUUGACUGCCCAGUAACAACCCGUGGAUGGCUGCCGGAUUCCAACAUAGUCUUCUAGUGAUACAUACUGAGACACCAAUGGAUCCAUAGAACAUCGGGUAAAAACUUACAGAAAGAAGGAUGGCGGCUGUCACAGGGACCAUCUCGGGAACGAGUACUCCAUUUCGAGACUGUGAAUCCAGAAAUGGUUCUGACAGUACACCAAAACGAAGGACCCCCUCCCUCAAUGGAAGUGCUAAAUUUAGACGCGUGUCAUCCGGAAGAAGUGGCCAUAGCAGUGCUAGUCCUCAAAGCGUCAUUUCUGUUGAAGACAAAAUGGCUGCGUUGCAAACUCUCUUUUCUGAUAAAUUGUUGAUAACUGAGCUUAGAGGACAACAUGGCGCAACUCGUAGAGUAGAAAAUGAUUAUAAUCUCGAUGAAGAAGACGACGAUACAUUUACUGUGUCCGACUACCCCACUGAUGGCCGUUACUCCAAGGAAACAGAUUACGAAACAGAUCUUGAUAUGGACUAUGAUGAAUGGAUUAACGAAGAGGAAAUUGAACUGAAAAACGAUCGAACUGGGGAAAGGCAAUAUAUUCACAUGUGCAAUGAAACUGGUGUUAUUCCAGUAUCCUAUUUCCUAAAACAUAUUCAGGACAAGGAGUUCCGAAUGAGAUUUCAUGGUCUCGGGCCUCUUGGUGCUAAAGCUAUUGCAUACCCAAUGAAGAGCAACAAGAAAAUCGAAGUGCUUAAUUUGGAGGGAAACUGGAUUCUCGGUGAGGGAUCGGAAUACUUAGCCAGGAUGCUAAUUGGCAACUUUUGCAUUACAGAGUUGUAUCUCGGAGAAAACAGAAUAGGCGAUAGCGGGGCAGAAGCGAUGGCAGAUUUGUUAUCUAAGAACGACACCAUUGUAACUAUUGACCUGUCAGGGAACGAGAUCAACGAUAACGGGGCUGAGAAACUCUGUACCACACUACUGAAAAACUCCACCGUCAAGCAUCUAUAUUUGGCUAAUAAUCGUUUGGAGGAGAGGGCCGCCAUAGCGCUUAGGGAGCUGCUCUCCCAUAACGAGGUCAUUGAAACACUCGACCUGAGCUGGAAUCACUUCAGGACAAAGGGCGCAGUGGCGUUGGGCGAAGGACUAAUGGAAAAUUACGGACUACGAAGUAUGAAGUUGGCAAUGAACGGACUUGGCAGGGAUGGAUCAGAAGCUCUUGGAAAGGCCUUAAAGAUAAACAGAACCCUUAAAUAUCUAAAUGUUUCCCACAAUAGAAUCCCAGAACGAGGCGCCAUUUCGAUUGCAACAGGGUUACAAGCCAAUGACUGUCUGGAGACACUACGAAUCGGAUCCAAUCCCCUUGGACAUGGCGGACCAAUAGCCAUCAUCACAGAGGUCAGCAAAAACGACAUGAGCUCUAUACAGACGUUAGAUUUCUCGCAUGUGCUGGUCAUAUCCGAGUUCAUAGAGCUCCAGGAAAAUCUCGAGGCCGCGCGUGCAAUGACCAUAACCCACGGAGGGAUCGUUGGAGAGAAAUAUGAAAUGGAUUAUUUGACUCAUGACCCUUUGGCAGAGUUCAGACGUGACCCAGUUAACAGACUGUUUGAAUAUGCAAAAGACACAGGAUAUCGACUCAUUGAUUUAUUCAAAGAUUUCGACAAAGACAAGAACAACUCUAUCAGCAAGGACGAAUUUAUUUUAGGAUUAAAGAGAGCUGGCAUGAAGAUCAGUGUCCGCCAAAUGGAAAUUUUAUUGGAAAAACUCGACACAAACAAAGACGGUAACGUAGACUAUGGUGAACUGAUUGACGCAGACGCAGCGUACAGACUCCAACAGCGACAACUUAUGAAGAGUCGAGAUUCUGUAAAGUCGAGGGAGACUAGACCUGAAUUUCGGCUGGAACGAACCGAAUCUAUACUGACCAAAGAAAUGUUAGAAGGUCCUUGACAGUGUGAUAUAGUAUCUCGGAGAUAUAAGUGCUAUUUCAAAUUAGCUCAAAUCAUAAACUACGAAUAUCAGUGUUAUGAGUAUAUCGCUGCUGAGAAUUCAGCAGUGAUAAAUCGAGAGGUAAUAUGAUUACCGGUAUUUGUAAUGAGUUCAUUCCGAUGUGGUAUUUGUAAUGCGUUUAUGAAUCUACCUCCAACCGAGAAAUGAAACAACUCUGUGUAUUUCUUAUCAAACGCGUAACUGGGACAUUUUAAAAGGCACCAAUAUUAAUGGCUGUUGAAAUAUGACCAAUAUACAUGGACAUGGAUUCUUCUAUGUAAAGACAUAAUUAUGGAUAUGUUUGAUUACGGAGAUGUUUGAAUGACAUGUCAAAUAUUGAGUUCGUUUUUGGUUCUAAGUCUAGACUGUAUAUGUGAUUUGGUGUAAGAGUAUGAUAUCUAUUGGUUCCGUAAUAGUUCUCUUUGUUUUCGUGUGUCACAGAUACAUUCCACAUUCCAAAAAUAUAUUGUUAGCACUUCAUAGGUACGUUUCAUACCUAUGCAAUUUACAUGCUAUUUAGGAGUGUAUGUAUAUUUAUAUAUGUAAACAUAAAUGACACAACAAGACAAUUCCGGUUGAAUAUCGCUAACGUUUAUUUAACGAUAUUUAUAUAUAUAUAUAUAUAUAUCAAAACAUAAACUAAACAAAUGAACAAUGGUUAACAUAAUAACAAAGAUUAUUAUGUUUGGUGCGUCACAUGUUUAUUUCCAUUAUGUGACCUAUUUAUAAUAUUUCCAUGAAAUAUUUAUUUAUAUACAUACGUAUCAUUAAAGAAACACAUAUUUACAUAUUCAA
Molecule: messenger RNA, 2815 nt
Organism: Pecten maximus
Lineage: Eukaryota; Metazoa; Mollusca; Bivalvia; Pectinida; Pectinidae
Product: leucine-rich repeat-containing protein 74B-like
Exons: 11
Coding region: 176-1981 (601 amino acids)
Molecular function (GO): calcium ion binding; protein binding
Source: RefSeq, a predicted model, not a curated record